Messenger RNA from Closterium sp. Yama58-4, 2339 nucleotides. Lineage: Eukaryota; Viridiplantae; Streptophyta; Zygnematophyceae; Desmidiales; Closteriaceae. The record is from the annotation of a GenBank genome assembly.
AUGGAGACGCAUCAGCCACGUCGCAUCGCAGGGUGCUAUCAUGCCGAUCAUCCGCAUCAUGCGCAUAAUGCGCUGCAUCCCAUCGUCCCGCGCGCAGUCUUCCUUCGCCGGAAUUUCGGCGGCGAGCAUGGCGUCGCCUACCGUCCCUAUCCUGGUCAUGGUGGGCUGGAUGACUUGCGCGAAUGCCCGCAGUCUGGCGGCAGUUGGCAGCUUCAUCCCGUCGCUGGUUGGGAUGUUGAGGGCGCAUCAGAUCUUGAUUCUGAUCCUGUGGUAGCUUAUACUGUCAGCCCGCCCAAAGCUCGUGAGAAGCAAGUGUGCAACGCCAUCGCGUCGUGCCUGUUCGCCGCCAACGCCAUGUGCGACUGGCGCGACUCCCACCCGCAGGGAGCAGAGAGCGUGCUCGGCUUGGACGUCCGCUGUACCAUGCCGUCCCUCCACGAGUCUUGGGAGAAGCGCGGCAUCUUUUUCCUGAUGGAGCGCAGCGGGCGAGCUCCCUCCACGGAUUGGGAGAGCUUCGGGGGACCGCAGAGCUACAAGCCGAAGACCGUGACGGUCACUGUGCCGCCCCACUUGAUGAAGUUCCUCUCUCCCAGCGCAGCUGCCCGCCUGCAGGGCGGCUGCAGUGGCCGCCUGCUGAACUUGCACUCUGCUCGACCAAACGGCCAGGCAGACGUGAAGGCGAACCUGAAGGCACAACUGAAGGCACAAUGGAAGGCAGACCUGAAGGCAACAAGCCAUUCCUGCUUCCAACCGUCCCUGCUUCCAACCGUCCCUGCUUCCAACCGUCCCUGCUUCCAACCGUCCCUGCUUCCAACCGUCCCUGCUUCCAACCGUCCCUGCUUCCAACCGUCCCUGCUUCCAACCGUCCCUGCUUCCAACCGUCCCUGCUUCCAACCGUCCCUGCUUCCAACCGUCCCUGCUUCCAACCGUCCCUGCUUCCAACCGUCCCUGCUUCCAACCGUCCCUGCUUCCAACCGUCCCUGCUUCCAACCGUCCCUGCUUCCAACCGUCCCUGCUUCCAACCGUCCCUGCUUCCAACCGUCCCUGCUUCCAACCGUCCCUGCUUCCAACCGUCCCUGCUUGCUUCCAACCGUCCCUGCUUGCUUCCAACCGUUCCUGCUUGCUUCCAACCGUCCUGCUUGCUUCCAACCGUUCCUGCUUGCUUCCAACCGUUCCUGCUGCUUCCAACCGUUCCUGCUUCCAACCGUUCCUGCUUCCAACCGUUCCUGCUGCUUCCAACCGUUCCUGCUUGCUUCCAACCGUUCCUGCUUGCUUCCAACCGUUCCUGCUUGCUUCCAACCGUUCCUGCUUGCUUCCAACCGUUCCUGCCUGCUUCCAACCGUUCCUGCCUGCUUCCAACCGUUCCUGCCUGCUUCCAACCGUUCCUGCCUGCUUCCAACCGUUCCUGCCUGCUUCCAACCGUUCCUGCCUGCUUCCAACCGUUCCUGCCUGCUUCCAACCGUUCCUGCCUGCUUCCAACCGUUCCUGCCUGCUUCCAACCGUUCCUGCCUGCUUCCAACCGUUCCUGCCUGCUUCCAACCGUUCCUGCCUGCUUCCAACCGUUCCUGCCUGCUUCCAACCGUUCCUGCCUGCUUCCAACCGUUCCUGCCUGCUUCCAACCGUUCCUGCCUGCUUCCAACCGUUCCUGCCUGCUUCCAACCGUUCCUGCCUGCUUCCAACGUUCCUGCUGCUUCCAACCGUUCCUGCCUGCUUCCAACCUUCCUGCCUGCUUCCAACCGUUCCUGCCUGCUUCCAACCGUUCCUGCCUGCUUCCAACCGUUCCUGCCUGCUUCCAACCGUUCCUGCCUGCUUCCAACCGUUCCUGCCUGCUUCCAACCGUUCCUGCCUGCUUCCAACCGUUCCUGCCUGCUUCCAACCGUUCCUGCCUGCUUCCAACCGUUCCUGCCUGCUUCCAACCGUUCCUGCCUGCUUCCAACCGUUCCUGCCUGCUUCCAACCGUUCCUGCCUGCUUCCAACCGUUCCUGCCUGCUUCCAACCGUUCCUGCCUGCUUCCAACCGUUCCUGCCUGCUUCCAACCGUUCCUGCCUGCUUCCAACCGUUCCUGCCUGCUUCCAACCGUUCCUGCCUGCUUCCAACCGUUCCUGCCUGCUUCCAACCGUUCCUGCCUGCUUCCAACCGUUCCUGCCUGCUUCCAACCGUUUCCUGCCUGCUUCCAACCGUUCCUGCCUGCUUCCAACCGUUCCUGCCUGCUUCCAACCGUUCCUGCCUGCUUCCAACCGUUCCUGCCUGCUUCCAACCGUUCCUGCCUGCUUCCAACCGUUCCUGCCUGCUUCCAACCGUUCCUGCCUGCUUCCAACCGUUCCUGCCUGCUUCCAACC